AUGGCGGCGGGCAGGCGCGCCCCGCGCACCGGGCUGCUGGAGCUGCGCGGCCCCGGCGGGCAGUGGCUCCGCGUCCUCCUCACCCUGGGCGAGGACGUGCUGGGGGUGAGCCCGGCCGACGGCCCCGGCCCCGCUGCCGGCCCCGGCGAGGCACCGGCGGCGCAGCUGAACGGCGGCGAACCGGGCUCCGCCGUGCCCGAGGCUCUCGCCAACAUCAGGCGCACGGUGCGCGUCGUCAAGCAGGACGUGGGGGGGCUCGGCAUCAGCAUCAAAGGUGGCCGAGAGAAUAAAAUGCCCAUCUUGAUCUCCAAGAUAUUUAAGGGGCUGGCAGCGGAUCAGACCGAGGCGCUGUACGUGGGGGACGCCAUCCUCUCCGUCAACGGGACCGACCUUUCUGAGGCAACACACGAUGAGGCGGUGCAGGCGUUGAAGAAGACGGGCAAGGAGGUGGUCUUGGAAGUGAAAUACAUGAAGGAGAUCUCACCCUACUUCAAGAACUCCUCCGCGGGGGCAACGGUCAGCUGGGACCCCUCGCCCGCCACCCUGCAGAAGCGGUCAUCCCCCCUCCUACCCCCUCGGGAGCUCCGGGAGGGCAGGACCGUGCCUCUGAAGAUGUGCUACGUGUCCCGCAAGUGCCUCCCCACCGACCCAGAGCACAGGUACCUGGAGGUGUGCUCGGCGGACGGGCGCGUUGCCCUCUUCCUGCGGGCGAAGGACGAGGCCACGGCGCAGUCGUGGCUCAGCGCCAUCCAGGCCAACGCGGGUGCGCUGCUGCCGCGGGUGAAGGAGGAGCUGCGAGCCCAGCUGGCGGGUGCCGGCACGGUGGCUGGACGGGACGUCAAGCAUGUGGGCUGGCUGACCGAGCAGCUCCCCAGCGCCGGCACCAGGAACCUCUUGGCCGUCCUCACCGAGAAGGAGCUGCUGCUGUACGGCAGCCUGCCGCAGAGCCGUGACGCCCUGGGCAAGCCCGCGCACAGCUACCCUCUCAUUGCCACCAGGCUGGUGCACUCGGGGCCGGCCAAGGGCUCGGCGCUGUACGAAGCGGAGCUGUCGUUCGCGCUGCGCACCGGCACCCGGCUGGGCGUGCAGACCCACCUCUUCAGCCUGGAGAGCCCCCGCGACCUGGCGCUGUGGACCCGGCUGCUGGUGGACGGCACCCACGGCGCCGCCGAGCUGGUCCAGGAGGUCUCGGCAGCCUGCACAUGGAGGGGGCAGGAUUGCACCCUGUCCAUCCACAUCGACAAGGGCUUCACCAUCUCCACCACCGAGCCCGGGCUCAGCAAGACCAUCCUGCUCCAGCAGCCCUUCGAGAAGCUGCAGAUGUCCUCUGAUGAUGGCACCAAGAUGCUCUACCUGGACUUUGGUGGCCCGGAGGGAGAGAUUCAAUUGGACCUUCACUCCUGCCCCAAAACCAUCGUCUUCAUCAUCCACUCCUUCCUCUCAGCCAAGGUGACCCGGCUGGGACUGCUGGCAUGAACUGGGAGCGGAGGGCCGGGCAGAGCAGCCUCAGCCCCCGGCCGAUCUAUGCACCUCCCUCCAGGCCAAACCCAGCCCCAAGCCAUCCCAAGGAGACCGGAGCCCCCGCGGGGUCACGCCACCCCCGCCAAGGAAAAGCACCGUCUGGAUGGGAAAAACCACUCCCGGGGCGUUUGGGGGCAGCGGUGGGGUGAAAUCCUUCUUGGAUGGCAGCACCGGGACUUCUCCGGUCCCUUCUUCCCCUCCUUCCUCCACCCUGAUGCCCGGCAGCGGCUGGAGAAGCCCGGUCGGAGCCCGCCGCGAGCGGCCGUGCGGUCAUCACCCCAGUGCCUUGUGAGAUGAUAUUUUCUGUACAAAGAACCCAUUUGUAUCGAUGUUUUAUAUUUAUAUCGCCCAGUUAAAAAUGCUGACGUGGCAGCUCUCGCCCGCCUGGCUUGGACUCCCCGGAGAGUCCCCAGGUCCUGCAGCACAAGGACGUGUGUCUGUCCCCCGGACAGAACCUGAGGGCUGGAGACCGAAGCCAGCUCCGUAGUGCUUGAGAGAUGGGAACUGCAGAUCAGCUUUAUUUGCCAAAUUUUUCCAUAUUGAACCACUUUUCUUUGUGGGAGUUGGACGGUUCAUUUUAUUUUGCUAACUCCUGGGUCGCUUUAUUUCUCGGUUUAGGGGGGAGGGUUGUCAGGUGGCUGCUGGGAAAUAACUUCUUUUAUGAACCAAAAGAUUCUGCAUGAAAACGCCUUUUUUUGGGGGGUCAAAUAAACACUGCAGAUCACAACCAGCGGGAGCCAAGAUCUGUCUCCUGGUUUCACUUGGAGAAGUAGAAAAUCUGUUUGUGGGUGAUACCUGGGCUGUGCCUCAGGGUGUUUUCUACCAGGGGAAGGAAAGGUUUUGCUUGGAGGCUGUGGGAUGUUGCUCUGAGCUGGUGGUGUUGG
This is a messenger RNA of Gymnogyps californianus (California condor), 2405 nucleotides long. It is a transcript of the gene SNTA1, whose product is annotated as syntrophin alpha 1. Gene Ontology annotation, cellular component: dystrophin-associated glycoprotein complex; intracellular anatomical structure; neuromuscular junction. NCBI's taxonomy places the organism in Eukaryota, Metazoa, Chordata, Aves, Accipitriformes, Cathartidae. The record is from RefSeq and is a predicted model, not a curated record. Gene Ontology annotation, molecular function: structural molecule activity; protein binding. Bases 1 to 1476 code for a protein of 491 amino acids. The transcript is spliced from 8 exons.